Nothoprocta perdicaria is the source of this 1373-nucleotide messenger RNA. It is a transcript of the gene COQ5, whose product is annotated as coenzyme Q5, methyltransferase. Gene Ontology annotation, molecular function: methyltransferase activity. Gene Ontology annotation, biological process: ubiquinone biosynthetic process. Bases 1 to 936 code for a protein of 311 amino acids. The transcript is spliced from 7 exons. NCBI's taxonomy places the organism in Eukaryota, Metazoa, Chordata, Aves, Tinamiformes, Tinamidae. The record is from RefSeq and is a predicted model, not a curated record.
AUGGCGGCCGCGCUGUGCCCGUGCCGGGCGCUGCUCGGCCGGCGGCCCCGGGCCCUGCGCGCGCUCGCCCGCCCCGCACGGGGCCUGGCCGCACACGGGCAGACGCACUUCGGCUUCCAGACCGUGUCGGAGGAGGAGAAGGGGGAGAAAGUUUACCAGGUGUUCGAAAGCGUGGCCAAGAAAUACGACGUAAUGAACGACUCGAUGAGUCUGGGCAUCCACCGAGUGUGGAAGGACGUUCUCCUGCAUAAAAUGAACCCUUGCCCGGGAACCCUGCUUCUGGAUGUUGCUGGAGGGACAGGUGACAUCGCCUUUCGAUUUAUUAACUAUGUUCGUUCUGUGCGAGAGCGCCAGCUGCGACGGAAGCUCAAGCACCAUCAGAAUUUGUCCUGGCAAGAAAUUGCUGACAGUUACCAGGAAGAGGCAGUUAAGCCUCUUGGGGAUUCCCAAGUGGUGGUUUGCGACAUUAACAAGGAAAUGUUAAAAGUUGGGAGGCAGAAAGCAGAGCAUCUUGGCUACUCUGAAGGUUUGUCCUGGGUGGUUGGGAAUGCUGAAGAGCUGCCCUUUGGUGAUGAGAAGUUUGAUGUUUACACAGUCUCUUUUGGAAUCCGAAACCUAACACACAUUGAUUUGGCGCUUCAAGAGGCCUAUCGUGUGCUGAAACCAGGAGGGAGAUUUCUCUGCCUUGAAUUUAGUCAAGUCACCAACCCUCUCCUUUCCAGGCUCUACGAUCUAUACAGUUUCCAGAUUAUCCCAGUUCUGGGUGAGAUUAUUGCUGGUGACUGGAAGUCCUACCAGUAUCUUGUGGAGAGCAUCCGGCGCUUCCCCCCUCAGGAGGAGUUCAAGGAAAUGAUAGAAGAUGCAGGCUUUUUAAAAGUGGAUUAUCAGAAUUUGACAUCAGGCAUUGUUGCUAUUCACUCUGGUUUCAAACUGUGAACCUGACUGUGAGCAAAACACAGGAACUCUUUUUUUCCUGAGGACUCUGAAAGAUGUGCAAUUUUAGCUUCAUCAAGAUAGAAGAAGCUCUUGGGAGAACUUUAUUUUUUCUGACUGAAGAAAUGAUUCUUUAUUUAGCUCAAAAGCUGGACUUUGGGUUGAAGAAUUUAAACAACCGAUUCUUGCUCAGCAGUCACAUUCAGAAGGGCAGCUGCUUUCCCAUCCCACUUCUGUCCAACCUGGGAAUGAAGCGACUUCCAUGGCCAGUUUCUUACACUUGCAUUUCCCUUCAGGAGUGGUACAACAGGCACAGCCAAAACCGAGCAAAGCUCAUGAACGUAGCAACUUCACUUACCAAUUGUGUGGAUACAGAAAUAGACUUCCCAACAGUCUUCAGGCAAGAUGUCUCUUUUACUUUCAAGGGUGUUUACUUUCAA